AUGGCGGAAUGUGGUGGACUCCACAGCAGCACAAGUAGACACACCAUGGAUAAAAGCAUUACUCUCCCUCCUGACGAAAUAUUCCGCAACUUGGAGAACGCAAAGCGGUUCGCGAUAGACAUAGGGGGAUCUCUCACGAAGCUCGCCUACUACUCAACAGUACAACACAAGGUGGCCAAAGUGCGAUCUUUCGACCACACUGCAAAGGAGGCUACCGGUGACGAGCUCUAUGAAAUAUCUGUGCAGGAAGAGGUCACUGCCCGGCUGCACUUCAUCAAGUUUGAGAACGCCUACAUUGAAACGUGCCUGGACUUCGUCAAGGACCACCUGGUCAACACGGACACCAAAGUGAUCAAGGCCACGGGCGGAGGGGCGCACAAGUUCAAAGAGCUCAUCGAGAGGAAGCUCGGACUCAGAGUGGACAAGGAGGAUGAGAUGACCUGUCUCAUCAAGGGCUGUAACUUUGUGCUGAGGAACAUUCCCCACGAGGCGUUCGUGUACGCCAAGCACGCCGACUCAGAGUUCCGCUUUCAGACGACUCAACCCGACAUCUUCCCGUACCUGCUCGUGAACAUCGGCUCCGGCGUGUCCAUAGUCAAGGUCGAAUCAGAGGACAAAUUUGAGCGAAUAGGAGGAAGCUCAAUAGGCGGAGGGACGUUCUGGGGCCUUGGAGCGUUAUUAACCAACACAAAGAGAUUUGACGAGUUGCUGCAGUUGGCCUCAAAAGGGCAGCACACGAGCGUCGAUAUGCUCGUCAAAGACAUCUACGGAGGAUCCUACGGGUCUCUGGGCUUGACUGGAGAUCUUAUCGCCAGCAGUUUUGGAAAAUCUGCUACUGCUGACAAAGGGUUCUCUAAAGAAGACAUGGCCAAGAGCUUGCUGCAUAUGAUCAGCAACGACAUUGGGCAGCUGGCCUGCCUGUAUGCCAAACUCCACAACCUGUCCCAAGUGUACUUCGGAGGCUUCUUCAUCAGAGGACACCCUGUCACUAUGCACACAAUCACCUACAGCAUCAACUUCUUCACCAAGGGUGAAGUUCAGGCCUUGUUCCUAAGACACGAAGGCUAUCUCGGAGCCAUCGGAGCAUUUCUUAAAGGAGCAGAGGAGGACAAUCCAAACCAGUACAGCUGGGGGGAGAAUUACGCGGGAAGCUCGGGCCUGAUGAGCGUUUCUCCAGACAUGAAUCCCAUGCAGCGUGCACGCAGCGGAACGUUUCCAUUCGACAUGUUGGAGAUGGACCGUCUGGAGAGGAAGCUGGUGAAUCUGCCUCUGCUGCAGGACGCUUCAUCGUACAUCCCCGACACCGUGGACCUCGCCGAGGACGCUCUGGCCCGCGAGUACUGGCUGUACUGCUUCGAGGAGGCCCUCGACGGGGUGGUUAAGAGAGCUCUGGCAAGUCAGCCCGACAUGCCGGAGGCGGCCGAGCGAGCAGAGAAGUUCCGGCAGAAGUACAGACACAAGCUUCAGACCCUCCGCCACCAGCCUUUUGCUUACGGAUCCCUCACUGUCAGAAGCCUGUUGGACACCAGAGAGCACUGCUUAAACGAGUUCAACUUUCCUGAUCCCUACUCUAAGAUCAAACAGAGGGAGAACGACAUGGCUCUCAAGUACUACCAGAAGGCCGUGAAGUCCCUGGAGGAGCUGAGCUGGGAGGAGAGACAGUUCGCCCUGGUCAGGGGUGUCCUGGCUGGGAACGUCUUCGACUGGGGAGCCAAGGCCGUGUCAGACGUGCUGGAGUCUGAUCCUGAGUUUGGGUUUGAGCAGGCUAAACGACAGUUGGAAGAGCGGCCGUGGCUUGUUGAUACCUAUGACCAGUGGUUUGAGAGACUAAAGGGUCCUCCUCAUAAGUGUGCCUUGUUUUUCGUAGAUAAUAGUGGAGUAGACAUCAUUCUAGGGGUGAUGCCUUUUGUCAGAGAGCUUCUCUCUCGAGGAACGGAGGUGGUGUUGGCCAGCAACUCUAGUCCGGCUCUAAAUGACGUAACGAACGGUGAACUGCAGAUAUUGACCGAAAGCAUCGCUGCUCUGGAUCCAGUGAUUCAGGCUGCUCUGACGGAGGACAGGUUGACGUUGGUCCAAAGUGGUUCCAGUUCUCCCUGCCUGGAUCUGAGUCGUCUGGACAAAGUGCUGGCGAUGGUGGUGCGCGAGCGGAAAACCGACCUGGUGAUCAUCGAGGGAAUGGGCCGAGCCAUUCACACCAACUACUACGCCAUGCUCAGCUGCGAGAGCCUCAAGAUGGCCGUCAUCAAGAACUCGUGGCUGGCCGACCGCCUGGGAGGAAAGCUGUUCAGCGUGGUCUUCAAGUACGAGGUGCCGGCGGCCGGCCCCGACUCCCCGGCGCUGACGCCCUCGUGAACGCGGCGGAGCUUCGACAGGGCGGACGAAGUCCAGCAAGCGGAAGGGAUGGGCUCUGAAUGUAAGGAUGAUGGUCGCGUACUGCCACUAAGUGAAUGAACGGAGAGUUUUAGAGGUGAUCAUUGGCAGGGAGGUUUUUACAUUUCGGUUUUUAAAACGGCGUUGAUUUCAGCUGCUUUCUUGCAGGUCCAAUAUCCCGUACUAUCUACUUAGUUUGCUACCAUCAUUACUUCCCAUUGAUCUCCAUCAACGUCUGCAGCUUGUUUUUCGUGCCGAGUCAUCGCCGGCUGCAUUCGGUGAACUUCAACAGACUGUUGUGACGGAUGAGAUCAUCAGCUGGUGGAAAAAUCAAUGCGAAACCCUCAUUUUUCAUCAGCCAUCGACACGCUGCCAACACACAAUGCUGCGUGCACCCAUACGGGCAAACGUGAUGGCUGGAGUGUGUUAGAGAGAGAGAGAUUACAGCUUUCAGCCGUAACACUUUUUACAUAAAGUGUAUUUCAUGUGCCUUGAGUUGAGGCCAAUGUGAUUAACCCGUUAUUCACUCGGAUUGCUUUUAAUUCCUUUCCACGGUGAAAUACACAAAUCUCUACUUGUGUUUCCCAACAAUCUCGUGCCAUAGAUGAGAAGGAAUCUGCUGUUUAGUUUAUGAUUAUUAUUACUGCCAGUGACUGAAUUGAGAUUAAGAAAUGAAUCACUGGAGCUGUUCAGUUAAUCAGGGAAAAUGUUGGACCAGUGGGAGAAGCAGCGCUUUGUCACAAAGCGAGUCGGUCGUGUUCGUCCACAAGGUGGCAGUAUCCUACUGUGUCAUCGUUCUUUUUCUCUUUCUUUUUUUUACCAAGGUGCUUGGUGUGAAAAUGAACACGCACAUUUUCAGGUUGAAUAGUUGUAACCGUCUCCGUGGAUCCACUGUAGUGAACUGGCAUGUACAAGUACACACUGUAAUCCAUCCCUCAAUCACAAACAACAUGCAAUUGUUUGAAGGCAAUAACAGUGCAGCAGCUAGUUGUAACGAAAAUCAGACAAAGUGGCUGAAUGUCUUGGUGUGAACAGUUUUCACAAAGUUACAGUUGAUAUCACAUUGUAAUAUUGUAUUUGUCAUAUGUACAUACAGUAUGUGAUAUACAAGUGUAUAUACAUAUAUAAAAAUCAUUUACAUCACUUCAGUUAAGCACAAUCGUGUGUAUUAUUCUCCUGACAAACGAUUUUAAUUAAAUGGUGAAAACCCUUUCAAUUCCU
Messenger RNA from Anarrhichthys ocellatus (wolf-eel), 3591 nucleotides. It is a transcript of the gene pank4, whose product is annotated as pantothenate kinase 4 (inactive). The transcript has 20 exons. NCBI's taxonomy places the organism in Eukaryota, Metazoa, Chordata, Actinopteri, Perciformes, Anarhichadidae. Bases 1 to 2352 code for a protein of 783 amino acids. Gene Ontology annotation, cellular component: cytosol; nucleus. Gene Ontology annotation, biological process: coenzyme A biosynthetic process. Gene Ontology annotation, molecular function: pantothenate kinase activity; ATP binding. The record is from RefSeq and is a predicted model, not a curated record.